AUGAUCUACGUAUGGAGGUUUAUUGCCAAAUGCAAAGACAAGACAUGCGAGUGGCGUCUGCGAGCAGUUCCCUUAGAUUCUUGUGGGUGGUGGAAACUCACAGUUGCAAACGAUGUGCAUACUUGUGAAAGCAACAAAAGGACUGACCCUGAAUUAAAAACCAAAGCGGCCGCUACUGGAAUUGCAGAGCUUUUAAAGCACAAAUUCAAAGAACUAGAUGCGGCCUUUACGCCCAAACAACUGGUUAAGGACGUAAAAAGGGAUUAUGGAGUGGUUAUCAAUUACCGGCAGGGAUACAACGCUUGCAAGCAUGGUAUUGAGAUGAUCAAAGGUAGCCCCGAUGAAUCGUACCAACACCUCGUUGGUUAUAGUCACAUGCUUGGUGCUCGUAACAAGGGUACUGUUACCGAGAUUACCCGCAUUCGCGUUGAUGGUACACAUCUUACAGGGCCACGCCAAGGAGUUCUACUGUCAACCGUUGGAAUGGAUCCCGACGAGUCGAUCUAUCCUAUUGCUUUUUCUGUUGUUGAUUCAAAGAAUAAUGAAUCUUGGGAAUGGUUUAUGAGAAAGUUAGUCGAAGUACUUGGCAAUAAGUAUGCUAUGAGUGAAGAAGUUGUUGUGGCAACAGACAUGCACCCAUCGAUUGGUAGAGCCAUAAGGUUGGCAUUUCCUUGUGCUAAUCAAGUAUACUGCAUCCACCAUCUUUCAGAAAAUAUCAAACAGACCUACCACAGCGCCGCUGCUUCGGUGGCAUUUACAAGAGCUGCAAAAGCGUUUAGCAAUGAUGAGUAUGAACUUUCUAUGAGAGACCUAGGUUUAGUGAGCCCCGCUGAUUUAAAAUCUGUAGUGGAUCUUGGACCGGAAAUGUGGGCCAGGGCGAAGGCUAGAACAGGUCGUUUUACUCUCAUGACUACAAACGCCUGUGAAACUUUCAAUUCAAGAAUAGAUGAUUUUAAAGGUCUUCCAAUAUGCCAUUUAGUCAAUUACAUUCGCAGGUUCCUUAUGGAAUGGUUCUGCGAACUUAGACAACUAGCUCGUGAUCGGCAAGAUCCUUUGAGUCAAUAUGCACGGGAUAUAAUCAAAGAACGGUGGGCUGUUUCAAAAAGGUUUGUGGCUUUCCAUGUCGAUGGGGACGAAUAUGAAGUGGACGAGGGUGACUAUGAAGAGAAGCACACCGUUUAUCUUGACCAAAGAACUUGGGAUGUCCCAGCGGAGGUGGCAGAACGGGUGGUGCUUCCUCCAAAAAUUACACCGGAAGUUGGUCGUCAGAACAUCAAGAAGAAAAGGUCUGCCAUUGAAAAACCUAGAAAGAAAAGAGCUUGUUCAAGGUGUCACCAGACAGGGCAUUAUGCUAACAGCAAACGUUGUCCCAAGGCUUAG
Messenger RNA from Papaver somniferum (opium poppy), 1380 nucleotides. RefSeq lists its product as uncharacterized. The record is from RefSeq and is a predicted model, not a curated record. NCBI's taxonomy places the organism in Eukaryota, Viridiplantae, Streptophyta, Magnoliopsida, Ranunculales, Papaveraceae. Bases 1 to 1380 code for a protein of 459 amino acids. The transcript is spliced from 5 exons.